Molecule: messenger RNA, 1173 nt
Organism: Arachis stenosperma
Lineage: Eukaryota; Viridiplantae; Streptophyta; Magnoliopsida; Fabales; Fabaceae
Exons: 2
Coding region: 1-1173 (390 amino acids)
Molecular function (GO): zinc ion binding
Source: RefSeq, a predicted model, not a curated record
AUGGCUGGUACUGUUGCAGUCCUAAAGACGAGCCCUGUUCGUGUCGGUGGACAGUUGGACGAGUCUCGAGCUUAUUUUCACAGACUAUUCUGGACGUUUCCACCGUGUAUCGAGGAAUUCCGUCAUUGCAAGCCCCUAAUUAGUAUUGACAGCACCCAUCUGUAUGGCAAGUAUGGGGGAAUGUUGCUUGUCGCGAUUGCACAGGACGGGAACUCCAACAUACUCCAUGUUGCAUUCGCAUUAGUCGAGGGUGAGAACGCUGAGUCGUGGUCCUUCUUUCUCUCCCACCUGCGUCAGCAUGUGACACCGCAGCCGGGUCUGCUGGUUAUCUCGGACAGGCAUAACGGCAUCAAGGCCGCGCUUGAGGGCAAAGACGCAAGGAGGCUACUUGUGAAUGCGGCGUACGCUAAGACCGAGGUCGAGUUCCAUUACUGGUUUGAUAUUCUUAGGUUCGAAGACCCGGCGAUGUGUGAUUGGGCGAACCGGAUUGAGUAUUCGUUGUGGACACAGCAUUGUGAUGAGGGGCGUAGAUUCGGACACAUGACGACGAAUAUAUCUGAGUGUGUGAACUCGAUCCUCAAGGGUGUACGAAACCUACCUGUGUGCUCGCUAGUGAAGGCAGCAUACGGAAGGUUGGCCGAAUUAUUUGUUCGCAAAGGGAUAGAGGCUGAGGCGCAGAUGGAAACCGGACAACAAUUUAGUCAGCACUUGGUGAAGUGUAUAGAGGCCAACUUGAAGACGGCUAGGUGCUUCACCGUUACUGUGUAUGACAGAGAUAACUCCGAGUUCACCGUCGCAGAGACAACUCCGACUGAUUCUUUCUCACUAUGUAGCUACAGAGUCUCGCUUGCAUCUCAGACAUGUGACUGUGGAUACUUCCAGGCUCUUCAUUUCCCGUGUCCCCACGCACUGGCAUGCUGUGCCUACUCACGGCUUACAUGGGAGCCUUACGUCCACCACGUGUAUCGUCUUAGUUCGGUCUUCAGUGUGUAUCGGAUGGGUUUCACACCUCCCAUUCCGGAGGAUUUCUGGCCACCAUAUGACGGGCCGACUGUCAUCCCUGACCCCAAUAAGAGGCGUGCGAGAGAGGGUCGGCCGAGGUCCACUAGGAUACGGGCCAAUAUGGACGAGGCAGAUCCGAACUGGCCAAAGAGGUGUGGGCUUUGUCGGUAG